UGAUGGCUGGUUCAGCGUUGAUAAAGGACUAGUUUCUGUCUCUAAACACCAUGUUAGUGUAGCGUUCCGCAUAGGAGAAAUCCAGUCUACAAAUUGACACGACGCCCCGCCCACUUUCCAGGUUGCUAUGACGUCACCUGCCAAAGCGUUCAAGAUGGCGACAUAUCAAGCGGCCGGAACGGAAAACAUUCUCCUUGUCACCGAUUCUUACAAGGUGACCCACCAUAUGCAAUAUCCCCCCAAGACAACUACAGUGUGUUCCUACUUCGAGAGCAGAGGGGGCAAGUUUCCUACCACAGUCUUCUUCGGUCUGCAAUACAUCAUCAAGAGGUGGCUUAUAGGACCAGUGAUCACUAGAGAAAAAAUUCAAGAGGCGAAAGAGCUGUAUAAUCUUCACUUUGGUAGAGACAACUUCAAUGAAGAUGGAUGGAAUUACAUUCUGGAGAAACAUGGGGGUUAUCUCCCUUUGCGAAUCAGAGCCGUCCCAGAAGGCACAGUUGUGCCAUACAAGAACGUUUUAUUUGUUGUCGAAAAUACAGAUCCAAAAUGCUUUUGGUUGACAAACUACUUUGAGACCCUGCUGGUACAGGUGUGGUACCCCAUGACAGUCGCCACCAACUCCAGGUACCAGAAGGAAAUCAUCGCCCGGUAUCUGGAUGAAACUGCAGAUGAUCUGGAUGGACUACCAUUCAAACUUCACGACUUUGGAUUUAGAGGUUCCACUUCAGUAGAGUCAGCUGGUAUAGGUGGGUGUGCCCACUUGGUCAACUUUCAAGGAACAGACACCAUCGCUGGUAUAAUGACUGCAAGAAAGUACUAUGGCUGCAACGUCGCUGGCUUCUCCAUCCCCGCAGCAGAGCACAGCACAAUCACCACAUGGGGCAGAGACGGCGAGUUCGAAGCUUUCAAGAACAUGUUGACUAAGUUCCCUAAAGGCGCAAUGGCCUGUGUGAGUGACAGUUACGACAUUUUUAAUGCCUGUGAAAAAGUGUGGGGCGAGGACCUCAAGGAUGUGAUCAUCGAGCGGGGGAAGAAUGGCGGUGUGCUGGUCGUCAGGCCAGACUCGGGCGAUCCCCCAGAAAUUGUAGUCAAGGUGUUGGAGAGCCUAGGAAAGAAGUUUGGUACCACUGAGAACAGUAAAGGCUACAAGAUGCUUCCUCCGUACCUCCGGGUAAUACAGGGAGAUGGCAUCAGCUACGAGAAGCUUGAUGUCAUCUUGAUCAACAUGCGCAAACACAAGUGGAGUUCGGACAAUCUCACAUUCGGCAGUGGAGGGGCGCUGUUACAAAGAUUGGACAGAGAUACACAGAAGUGUGCCUUUAAGUGUAGCUAUUCGGUUAUCAACGGAAAAGAGGUGAAUGUGUUCAAGGAUCCAAUCACAGACCCGGGCAAGAAGAGCAAGAAAGGCCGGCUGACACUGGAGAUGCAAGAUGGGCAGUAUGUCACAGUGACAGAAGGGAAGGGAGAUCCUAGCAAGGACCUGCUCGUGACAGUGUUUGAAAAUGGAAGACUUUUGAGGGAUUAUUCGUUCGAUGAAAUACGUCUAACUGCUGAAAUAGAUUUAGUCAAGAACAAGGCAUAAGAGGCAGAGGUCUUCGUUAUUAUUAAAACAAUUGCAGACCACGAUAGAUUUGUGAGAAAUCCAUUACCCAACCGGUAUACGGCUGUACAUACAGAUUCCCCUGGAUGGGAUUCCUAGCUCAAUCAUCACAAGGGGGCAGCGCCGACAGAGGUGUGACACUACAUCACUGCCCAAGUACUUAAAAGAACAAUGUUUGUGCUCUUGUUUUAGCAUGUAUCACAAAAGAUACAGUCAAACCACCUCUACUCAUGAUGUUGAGGAGGCCUAAGUUCAGAGAAUUUGACUUUGUGAGGGUAUAUGUAAUGCCUUGUGCUAUACCACUCAACAUUUGCUAAGGACCAAAAUAGUCAUCAUUUCAAAGGUGUGGUCCUUAGCAAAUGCUGAAUAGUAUACUUAUAAAGUAUCUUCUAUGGGGUCCCUCCCUCAAAAUUAAGCUGUACCAAUUGAUUUUCUUAUUCUGUGGACAAGCCUCUGAAAAUUAAUAAAGAAAAUUAAAAUGAACUCUUGUAAUUUUAUAAAAUGCAAUGUUAAAUGUUUUUAUUUAUGAAGUAUUUUCCAGUAAGGAAUUUUUGUUAAAUUAACCCCAAAUUAACCCGUCCAAUUUUGUUUUCUACUUCUUUUGUUUAAUUAGCCACACUUAGUAAUUAGAGAAUAUGUACCUAUAUGUUCAUGGCUCAUGACACAUGGUGUACCGAUAUUAUGUAUUGGUACUAUUGAUACAAUUCACCCGGGUCUGUUUGUACCGGUAUGUCUCCCCUCUAACAAGGACAUGAUACAAGAAGUAAGGUUGUCCCAUACUGCCCUCCACGCCUGAUACUGGUAUCUCCAGUCAUAAUAUGUGUGUAUUGCUGUAAUAACUGGGUUUGUGGACCAGUGUGUGAUAAACGUUGAUGAAAGGCUUGUAUUAAUCGCAGACUUUCUCGCAAUCUGUAAUUGUGUCAUCAAAGCAAUCGGCAUGGACUCUGGUGCCAACGGAUGUCCUAUCAUCGGUACGAUGUAAAAUGUGGGGUUUUUUUUCACUUUUUUGUCAUUAUGUUAUUUAGAGAUUUUCUUUCCUGUUGAUCUUCUCAUUUUGGUAGUCAAGAAAUUAUGUCGAUAUUUCUACUUACAGUGACAUCCCAUAUGAUAUGUGAACACUGCCUCUGGUUAUCGAAUCCAUCCUUGAUUAUCUAGGGUAUUAAAUCUCCAUUCUAUUAUGAUAAAUACCCUGGAUCCAUUCAUCACAGCUCAAUUCUAGAAGUGAUGUCACCGCUUCUAUUGUUUCUUAUCAGUAACAGGGGCGGUCGGGUAGCCCAGUCGUUAAAGCGUUCGCUCGUCACGCCGAAGACCCGGGUUCGAUUCCCGACAUGGGUACAAUGUGUGAAGCCCAUUUCUGGUGUCCCUCGCCGUGAUAUUGCUGGAAUAUUGCUAAAAGCGGCGUAAAACCAUACUCACACACUCACUUUCAGUAACUGAGCACAGGAUUCGCUCUUUGUGUAACAUGAUUGCACAGCUAUUUGAACAGUGUGGUUUUUUAAUACGGUUCAAGCGAUUGGACAAUAGACUGUUAUAGAUAUAACACCCUAGACUGCCGAGGAUGGAUCAUAUCAUGACCAGGAGCAAAGUGUAUUUCUUUGUGUGUAAGGCAUCUCUUUCUAAUUGUUUCAUUUAUUUCAAAAUAAAAUUUGAAACCAUCAAUUUGUACAUUACUCUCAGUCAGUUGGCUUAUUUCAGUAAGGAGAAAAUGGAUAGAGAUGUGACAAGGGAUAGAGAUUAAACAUCACCACUUCAUUUAGUUUUUCAUGAUUUCACCCAACUGACAAUGCAUUCAACAAAUCCUUUUUAAAAAAGAGCUUGUAUUGAAGAUGUUAAUAUUUUAUUUAUUUUAUCUCAACAUCUGAAAUAAUUUUGUAUAUUCUGUGAAACAAGCGAAAAAGUCCUAGGAUCAUGAAAUAAUCUUCUUAACACUAGAAAUCUCUACCAAUAUGUUCAUCCCUCUUCCAGUCCUGUUAAUUAGAAAUGCUACGGUAUUUCAACAUAUGCAAAGCCUACAGGUGAGGUAUGUAUAAUAGCUUUUGACUGUUACAAAUAUUGAAGUGUAUUUUAUGUGUUAUUCCUAGGAGUUCUGUCUAUUAUGAAGUCAAUUGUUAGUAUACAUGCUUUGUUUUGAUUUUCCCUUGUACCAUCCUUGAUGAUCCAGGGUAUUGUCUCCAUUGUAUUAGAAUAUACAGUAAACUUUGGUUAUAACAAUCUCAAAGGGACCACUAAUUUUAGUUUGUUGUUAUAACCAUAGUUCGCUAUACAGCAUUUCGGCUGUCAGACAUCUUGGAUCAAGGCACGUGACCAGAUAACAUUACUCGAUAGAUAACGAAUGUGUGCACUGCAGUCGUCACAUCUUAUAGACAUUGUUAAUUGAUGGUGUAAUUUGAGGACUAGGCACUACGACUGAAUAUAGCCAAUCACUUGCCUUCAAUUGUUCAUUGACGCUUGGAACAGCCGCGCAUGGCUAGAGAUAUUUUGAUAGGCAGAUUGGGGAUGCGUGAGUAACUCAGAGAUUAACAGUUCUUUAUAAACAUAAAUAUUGUCGUUGAGUACAAAGAGAACCACGAAAAUGAGUUCGCUAUAUCCAUUAUUUCGUCAUGAGCGUGUUCAUUAUAUUCGUUAUUUCGUAAGAAGCAUGUUCGUAAUAUCCAUCAAUUUAAUAUGAUAAACUAUACAGCAAAUGGCCAGGACAAUAACAACAGUUUGUUAUAACGGUCAGGUUGUUAUAAGUAUAUUCAUUAUGAACAUAGUUUACUGUAUACCCCAAACCCAUUCACUGCCAUGGCUUCAUUUUGGAUGUCAAAUCUCCAGCGCCAUCUCCCUAUAACCAACUCAGCAGAAUUUAUCCAGCUCAUGAGGUUGAAAUCAAAAACCAAUUAAAAUGCCUCUUCUGAACACAUGGUCAAUAGGAGGAACGUAGAAGGGACAUCACAUCGUCAUAGCCACCGGUGGUGCUUCGAUUGACCCCAGAAAAUCCAGCCUUUAUCGGCAAGGGUGGAAACUGGACUUUCAGUUCACUCCCUUGCUUCAGGAAGAUGAUAAGUACCCUGGAUAAUCAUGGCUGCACUCAUACACAUUGUCAUUGUAUGACACCAUCCCCUCCAUCCAGAGCCCUGAUUGUUGUGGAGACACGUUGCCAUGAUAUAUGAGCUUACCGUACAGGACCAUGUCACACCCUGAACAUGGAUGUUGCACAAGAUAUAUAUUAAUGUUCAUUUUGACUCCACACACACACUUUAUUCAUUUUGUUUAAUUUGAAUGCAAUAAGUAGAAAUAGUUGCAAUAAUUGGUAAAUGAGAGUGUUUGUGAUGCUGUAGAAAUUAACAGAUGGUUGAGAAAAAAAUUGUACUGUUCAGUUCCUCCCAUGGGUAUUAUGUGUGAAGCUGUGAUGUUGCUGGAAUAUUUCUUAAAGCUGUGUAAAACCUUACUCAGCAACCCAUGCUUGCCAAAGAUGGCGACCAUGCUUGUCAUAAGAGGAAACUAACGGGAUCAGGUGGUCAGGCUCAUUGACUUGGUUGAUGCGUGUCAUCGUAUCCCAACUGCAUGGUUUGAUGCUCAUGAUGUCAGCCAUUGGAUUGUCUGGUCCAGACUUGAUUAUUUACAGCCAAUGUCAUAUGGCUGGAAUAUUGCAGAGUGCGGCUGAAACAACAAACCAACAUUGACUUUUUAAUGCAAAAAAAACCAUUGUGACUACCAAGAUCUUGCCGUUUUUAAUUCAGUUUUGUGAAAAACAUUUUUGCCAGUGCUUGUUGGCAUGAGAUUGAAACAACAGUAAACCAUUUGUUUUGCUUGCCCUUGUUACAAUGAAAUCUGUACAUUGUACAAACUUUAUUUCAUAUGUUUAUUACAAUUCCAUGAUGCUACACACUUAUGUUUUAGAUUUUACAAGUGCUUCUUGCAAUGUUGAUUUUUGCACUCAUAUUAAACCAGUAGUUUUAUUCAGUCAGUACCUCUUGCAGCAUCCUAUUUAUUGCUGCUCAGAUGAAGAUUGACCUGUCUCCAGGGAGGGUUCAUGUGAGAGGAGAUUGUUUCUGGUUUGUCCAAGAUGAAACUGAAAUUGUUUUUUUUUCAUGUUCAAAAAAUGGCUAUGAUUCCUUAAACUAUGUUUACAAUGUAAACCCUUGAAUAAUUAAUCAAGACUCUCGGGCGACAUGUGACACUACUGGAGACAGACCAUCUUUAGAACUGUAUUAAUGUAUUGAAAAUGUUGGCUAUUGUGAUUAUGAGUGAGAAGAGUGAACAAUUGUUUCAUAACAUUUUGGAUAUCGUUUGUUCUAUUUUCACUAUUUUUCUAGGAACCACACAUAGUAUUUUCCGAUGAGUAGCUGUAGUCCUGAUGAUUGAUGAAUUGUUAAUAAGGCCAGACCUGUUUGUCCCCUGUUUUACAGAAAAAUCCUACCUAAAUAAAAAAAAACAUUUACAAGGCUGUAGAAAGUAUGCUUAUUUUCAAACCAGUGUUUGUUAGGUUUGUAGUUGUUUUUAACCUGAUUUCGAAAUAAUUUAUGGCAUUUUUCGAAACUCCACUAACCACUCGGAAUGGGACAGGUUAAAUUCCCAACAUGGUUACAUUGUGUGAACCACUUCUAGUGUCCCUCGCCUUGAUAUUGCUGGACUAUUCUGAAAAGCAGCAUAAAACCUUACUCCUCGGAACUGACCCACAUGAUAUUGAAUGAAUCGGUACAAAAUUUGUUUUAAUUCAUUUUUGAGGUCCUGCAUCAGGGCGUUGCCAUAUGUAAAACCAUGAGGGGUAUUUUACAGGUUUAUAUAGUCCUCGAAAGAAGUUAAAGAACACCCGAUUAUUUUAUAUUGCUAUAGUUAGUCUGUCAUGCUUUGACAGAUAAUCAAGGUGAUAUGAAAGAAUCUGGUGUUCUUUUGAUAGUAUGUAUGAUAGGUUCACACAUCACAGGGACAUAGUGCAGAACCUGUGAGGUAUUCACCAUGAUGGAAGGCAGGACAUGAAAUUGGUCUGGCCUUUAGAUGUAGUGAAUAGCAGCAAGUGUUUGGUAGCAAUAAGGGAAACACAGGAGGAAGCCUUCCUCCACAAGGGAACCAUUCCAAUAAUUACAGAUCGCCCCAAGUGGUGUAUGUUAUCACUGUCUCAGCACCCAACCAUUUGAUAUUUUGUGUUAGAGACAGAAUGUUCCUGACACUGCUUCAAGACAUUUUUCAACCAUUUGUUUUGACAACCAGUGUUGUUCAAGAACAUCCCUGUCCUCCUAAAAUAAAUGACCGGUCCCUUGUGAUAGAGGCUGUACUAAGGUAUUAUGUGCCACUAGGUCCAACUCCCUUGUGUGCUAGACAUGUUACAAAUAAAUCGGCUUUUAAUACCAAA
Messenger RNA from Haliotis rufescens (red abalone), 6935 nucleotides. RefSeq names its product nicotinamide phosphoribosyltransferase-like. NCBI's taxonomy places the organism in Eukaryota, Metazoa, Mollusca, Gastropoda, Lepetellida, Haliotidae. The coding region runs from base 128 to 1582 and encodes 484 amino acids. The transcript has 9 exons. Gene Ontology annotation, molecular function: nicotinamide phosphoribosyltransferase activity. Gene Ontology annotation, biological process: NAD+ biosynthetic process. The record is from RefSeq and is a predicted model, not a curated record.